Molecule: messenger RNA, 2384 nt
Organism: Pseudoliparis swirei
Lineage: Eukaryota; Metazoa; Chordata; Actinopteri; Perciformes; Liparidae
Product: oxysterol-binding protein-related protein 10-like
Exons: 12
Coding region: 37-2340 (767 amino acids)
Cellular component (GO): membrane; intracellular membrane-bounded organelle; cytosol
Molecular function (GO): cholesterol binding
Source: RefSeq, a predicted model, not a curated record
UGGAGACGUAUCCGGGACAUCCAGGCAGCGAGCAUCAUGAACCGGCCGGCGCGCCAGGAGAGCCCGGCUCGGAGCCCCUGCAGGAGGCAGCAGGAGCGGGUCGGCCAGGGAGUCGGGUCCAGGUCCGGGUCCGGGUUCGGGUCCGGGACCUCCAGGGACGGCGGCGAGGGGUCUGGCAACUCUAUCCACAAGCCGACCCGGAGCAAGCGGCACCUGGAGGGGGUCCUGAGGAAAUACACCAACCCGCUCCAGGGCUGGCAGAGCAGAUAUUUUGUCCUGGACCCCGAGGUCGGCCAGCUCCAAUACCAUCUGAAUGAACUCGGUAAAAGCCAGCGACCCGCCAGAGGCUCUCUGCCUCUUCUCGGAGCGAUGGUGGUCUCCUGCGCCGAGCACCCCUACAUGUUUACCAUUCAGGCGACGACCGGGGACGCCUACAAACUCAGAGCGCCGGACGCCCAGGAGCAGGAGAUGUGGAUGACUCAGCUCCAGCUGUGUUCACGACGCCACUCUGAGAGCAGCGCCAAGUUGACGAUCCAGGCUGAAGGUCAGCAGAAGAGCCUGGUCAACUCGGUAGAGACCCUACCGCCCCGAGGUGGACCCCUAACUUCUCUGGAUGAGGAAUUACUGCUUUUUAAAGCCACCUCUGCAGCCACGUUGAGCUGCCUGGGGGAGUGCCUCAGUAUGCUGCAGCACAAUGUUGUCCAGGCCCUCAACCAGAACCAAAAUCAGAACCAGAACCAUGCCCCUUGUCCCAGCCUCAACCCCAGUUCAGCUGGUUUGAGUCAGGCGGCUCCCGCAGAAAGACUCAAGUCGUGGGGUCAGCGCUGCAGCUCCAGUGUGAACCAGGUGGAGCCCGGGGGCCUCAAGUCCAGGGGUCAAAGCCCGACUCACAGCUUUCGUGAGAGCCAGAGUCCCAAAGACACCAGCAACAGCGAAAGGCGAGAAAAUUACCCCAACCACAUCCAAAGCCAGAGUCAGGGCCGUGAACAUGCAGAUAGUUCCACUGGAUGGUCCCAAUCUCUUUCUGAGAAGCAGGGGAAGACGCCUCUCUCCUCGUCUACCUGGCCGUCUUCCACCCAAACACACAAGGACCCUCCUGAGGGGCAGCAGACGGGCCACACCAGCAGCCCAGAGACUCUGGAUCCCUGCGACGAGACCACAGACACAGAGGAGAAUGAGGAGGAAGACCUGGGAGUCCUGGACGACCAGAGGAGCAUCAUGCUUCACCUGCUGUCCCAGCUGAAACUGGGCAUGGACCUCACACGGGUGGUGCUCCCUACCUUCAUCCUGGAGAAGCACUCCUUGCUGGAGAUGUACGCCAACUUCAUGGCUCACCCCGACAUGUUCCUGUCCAUCACCUCCGGCCGCACGCCAGAGGAGCGCAUCGUCCGCUUCGUGGAGUACUACCUGACCGCCUUCCACGAGGGCCGCAAGGGCGCCGUGGCCAAGAAGCCCUAUAACCCGAUCCUGGGCGAGAACUUCCACUGUUCCUGGUAUGUUCCUCGGGACCGCGUUCGACCUCUCAGGACCGCCAACCGCUCCGCGCCCAACCCUACGCCCACGGCCACGACCACCGUCCCCGGGUCGCCGCAGAGGGGAAGGAACUCGGACUGCUAUCGGGUUGGGUUCGUUGCGGAGCAGGUGUCCCACCACCCGCCCGUGUCGGGAUUCUACUGCGAGUGCAAGGAGAAGAGGAUGUGCAUCAACAGUCACGUCUGGACUAAGAGCAAGUUCCUGGGCAUGUCCGUUGGAGUGUCCAUGGUCGGGGAAGGCAUCCUGUACCUGUUGGAGCACGACGAGGAGUACGUGUUCACGCUGCCCUGCGCCUACGCCCGCUCCAUCCUCACCGUGCCGUGGGUGGAGCUCGGGGGCAAGGUGACCAUCGGCUGUGCCAAGAGCGGGUACUCGGCCACCGUCACGUUCCACACCAAACCCUUCUACGGGGGGAAAGUACACAGAGUCACGGCCGAGGUGAAGCACAACCAGACGGGCAGCGUGGUGUGCAAGGCGCAGGGCGAGUGGAACGGCGUGCUGGAGUUCACCUACAGCAACGGGGACAGCAAGGUGAUCGACACCGCCAAGCAGCCAAUCACCAGGAAGAAGAUCCAGCCAAUGGAGAGGCAGGGAGCCUACGAGUCACGGCGUCUCUGGCAGCACGUCACGGCGGCGCUGAAGACGGGAGACAUGGACGCCGCCACGGAGCACAAGCACCGGCUGGAGGAGCGGCAGCGGCGCGAGGGCAAGCAGAGGGCCGCCAGCAAGACGCCCUGGAAGGCCAAGUACUUCAUCAAGGAGGGGGAAGGCUGGGUGUACCACAACCCUCUGUGGAAAGCCCACUGACCAGGAGCCUCGGGGAGCAGCUGACCAAUCCCAGACGACCAGAG